AGCCCAGGAGGGGUGGGGGAAGGGCGGGGGCGGGGGCGGCGCCGAGGGGAAUGAAUAAUUGAAGUGUAGGGGAGGAGAAAGAAGAAGAGGAGGAAGAGGAGGAGGCGGGAGCCGCCCGCACAGGGUCCUUCCCACUCCGCACCCCACCCCCCUCCGCCGCCCGGAAGUCGCUCCCCGCCUCCUGCUCCGCCAACAUGGCCGCGAAGUCGGAUGGAGCGGUGGCCGCGGCCGGCCCGGGGCCGGAGGGGGCGGCCGGAGGAGCUCGGGGCGGUGCGGGUGGGCGCGGGGAGGCGGCGGCGGCAGCCGGGGACCCCGGGGUAACCGGGGCGGGAGGCCCGGGGCCGCGCUACGAGCUGCGGGACUGCUGCUGGGUGCUGUGCGCGCUGCUCGUGUUCUUCUCCGACGGCGCCACGGACCUGUGGCUGGCGGCCUCCUACUACCUGCAGGGUCACCGCACCUACUUCGGCCUCACGUUGCUGUUUGUGAUCCUGCCCUCGCUUGUCGUACAACUGCUCAGCUUCCGCUGGUUCGUCUACGACUACACGGAGACCGCUGGGGCCCCGGGACCCGCAAUCAGCACCAAGGACAGCGGCACCGGCGGACCGGUCAUCAGCACCAAGGACAGCGCCGCCACCUUCCGUACCAAAGAAGGCAGCCCCGAUCUGGGCCCCCGACCUGAGCCCUCCUCGGCCAGCGCCUACCGCCGCCGCUGCCGCCGCCUCUGCGUCUGGCUACUGCAGACCCUCGUCCACCUCCUGCAGCUCGGCCAGGUCUGGAGGUACCUGCGCGCCAUGUACCUUGGGCUGCAGAGCCGCUGGCGCGGGGAGCGGCUGCGGCGCCACUUCUACUGGAGGAUGCUGUUCGAGAGCGCCGACGUGAGCAUGCUGCGCCUGCUGGAGACCUUCCUGCGCAGCGCGCCGCAGCUCGUGCUGCAGCUCAGCCUCCUGGUGCACCGCGGCGGCGCGCCCGACCUGCUGCCCGCCCUCUCCACCUCCGCCUCACUCGUGUCCCUGGCCUGGACCCUGGCCUCCUACCAGAAGGUGCUGCGGGACUCACGGGACGACAAGCGGCCGCUGUCCUACAAGGGCGCCGUGGCCCAGGUGCUGUGGCACCUGUUUGCCAUCGCGGCCCGCAGUCUGGCCUUCGCGCUCUUCGCCAGCGUUUACAAGCUCUACUUUGGCAUUUUCAUUGUGGCCCACUGGUGCGUCAUGACCUUCUGGGUCAUCCAGGGCGAGACGGACUUCUGCAUGUCCAAGUGGGAAGAGAUCAUCUACAACAUGGUGGUGGGCAUCAUCUACAUCUUCUGCUGGUUCAACGUCAAGGGGGGCCGCAGCCGCCGCCGCAUGACCCUCUACUACUGCAUCGUCCUGCUAGAGAACGCCGUGCUCACCGGCUUCUGGUACUCCAGCCGCAACUUCUCCACUGACUUCCACUCACUCAUUCUGGUCUGCGUCGUGGCCUCCAGCUUCGCACUGGGCAUAUUCUUCAUGUGUGUCUACUACUGCCUCCUGCACCCUAACGGGCCCCUGCUGGGUCCCCAGAUGCCUGGCUGCAUCUGCCCUGAGGCCCCGGGGCCCUGUGGCCCACCAGCUGAUGCUGUCACAAGUCCCCCGAGGUCCCUGCCCAGGACUACAGGCGCUGAGCGGGAUGGGGCCUCCGUGGGAGGUGAGCGUGCGGGGACCCCCACACCACCUGUCUUCCAGGUGCGACCUGGCUUGCCUCCCACGCCUGUGCCCCGCACCUUGCGGACAGAGGGGCCUGUCAUUCGGAUUGACCUGCCUCGUAAGAAGUACCCUGCCUGGGACGCUCAUUUUAUCGACCGCCGGCUCCGGAAGACCAUUCUGGCGCUGGAAUACUCCUCGCCUACGACACCCCGCUUGCAGUACCGGAGCAUCGGGAUCCCCCAGGAGCUGCUGGAGUAUGAGACCUCGGUGUAGGUCACAGUCUCCCUGCAAAAAGGGAUGAACUUUGGCCGAUCCCACAUCGAGCACAGUGUUGAGCCCAAAAUUUUAGGGCCACCAGGCUGAGGGGGAGUGGAUCUGUUGGUCCAAGGGUAGAGUGGUGCCCACCAUUGGGUUAUUUCAUGGGAGGGGACAGCCUUGUGGAGGCCCCAGGCCUUGGCCCUGUUUUCAGCCCUGUGGCCCACUUCCUAAACUCCCCUGAACCGGGGCCCAGGGAACCAACUGGUGCUACGCUCCUCGUGAGCUGCCCCACUUUCAUGGAGGCCUCCAUAUCACGGCUGGUGCUGAGGACCCCACACCCUCUCCCCUGCCUGGAGUUGCCCACCUGUCAACUCUGGUGGGCCCGCCAGAGAAGGGGGUCCAUGACCUAGGCCCUGUGCUCCUCAGGGGGCGUGGGGGUGGGCUGCCUCUGGGAAGGAUGGAGGAGGCCACGGAAGAUGUGGGGUGAGGCGGGAGCAUCUGGUGAACGAGGUUGGUACAGCUCCUGUGGGUUGAGGUCUGGAGCCUGGGCAAGAGGGGAGUUAAAGGAGGGAGUUGGGGUGGGGUGGGAAGUUGGGGUGGGGGGCUGACAGUGCUGGAGGUGGACAGGAGGGAGGACCCUGAGACAUUGGAGAGGUACAGGCUGGCAGAAGCAUGAAGGGGUGGCAGAUUUGGGGGAGGGCAACCUCGAUCCGGAGCAUAGAGAAUGUUCCUCAGGAGACAACCUUUGUUGUGGGCUCUUUUAUGGAUGAGGCUCCAGACACCUCAGGUGAAAUGUUUCAAGGAGCCAUUCUUUGUUCUAGGUGAGCAUCUAGAACAUUUCUUCUAGAUGAAGGUCUUGACCGCAAUAGAUGAACUGCCUAGGAAGAUACUCUGUCUGGGUUUGACUGUGGAUGAGGUUCUGGCACGUUUAGCAGGGAGACGGUUCUAGAGAGACAUUCUUUGUUCUGGAUUGAGUUCCAGGACACACGGCUGAUAAAACAUUCUUGGGAGUCACUCUGACCUGGAUUCUGUUAUAACGAGGUGCAGACGCUGGCACCCUGCUGCUCUGCUGCGGGGGAUUCUAGCCCCUGCCGUGGUGGUGGGGAAGAAGGCAUCAGAACCCUGUGUGAGUGGAAUAUUCUAGGAAAGGGUACUCCACUUCUAGACUUCUAGGGUUUAUAAGAGUUCUGUGCCCCUGUCCACUUCAGUCCACAGCCACCUUCCCGAGGAGAAACUGUCCUCAGAACUCCUGAGACAUUUCAACUGCCAACUGGUUUCCAGCUGGAGAAAAUUAGCUCUGGGGACAUGACAUGAAUCUUGGCUCUUAGCCACCUUGCAGAUGCAGCUCCCUGGGGCUGCAGCUGUAAAACUGACUUGUUUGGCCUCAGAUCUGACAACCCUCCAGGACCCAUGGUUCAUUCUCAUGGUCCAAACAUCCCAGGGCAUCCUUGGGACCACUCACCCAGUGCCCUUUCUCUCCACCUGGGACAACAAGUCCUGGAUAGCAUGAGGGGUAUGGGAGCUGAGAAGUAGGCAGUUCUGUGGGGUGAGGGGACAGAGCGCAGCUUGGAACCCCUCCCCACAAAUUCCUCCCUCCCGCAUGCCUACUAAGGUUCGUUCACUGCAAGAGCUCAGCAGGCGAUAUUAAGGACAGAUGCAGACCUGGGCUGGGGUGAAGUGGACAUGAGAAUUAGAGGGGCAAACUAUGCAAAUUAGAGGGGAACUUAGCCCUUUCUGGUUCAGCCUCCCUUGGGUUACAGAUAGGAACUGAGGCCCAGAGUGGCAACGAGUCUCACAAGGUCCUAGAUUCCUGGCUUUUCCAUCAGAAUGUGAAAGGUGAUAGUGGCUUUGCUAAGGAUGCUGGGAGAGGGCCACACUCAGGGUGCAGGGUGUCUCCAAAGGCAGAGAAGGCAGGACUGCACAUACACACACACAAAAGCACACAUCACCCCCGUGACACAAGUCACCUCCCCCCACCCAGCACCACAGGUGACUGCACAGACACCCACCCAGGCCGAAAUGGUGUGUGCAUCCCUCCCGUCAACUCACAGAGAGUGUUUUUCCUUCUUUCUUUCUUCUACUUCCCUGAUCCCUAAGAUGCCUCAGGAACCAGGCCUCAAGGUGGUGGGGGGUAGGAGAAGCCCAAGGCUGACCCAGAUUCCCUCUGGUGCGUUCCCCCAUCCUCUUUAUCCUCUGUCCAUCUGUUUUCAGAGACCAAAUUCCAUGGCCCUUUGUGAGAUGGGAGCAUUGAGGAUGUGGACCCAGAUCCAACCGACCGUUUCUCCUGGGUUGAUUGCCAGCAGUUUUCACUCUGGACUGUUUCACUUAAACUCUCCCCUGCCUACAACAGAGGUGUUAUCAAUCCGUCUUACAGAGGAGGAAACAGGCUCAGAGAGGGGACAUGAGGGUCAGCCUUGGCGAGUUAUUUUACUCCCAGUGCCCUAGAAUGGCUGCUCCAUUCCCCAGCAUCCUUGAAAGAAAAGUUAAAAAUCUCCUCCCUGGGAGUUGGGAGUCCUGACACUUCCAGGAGCUGCCCAGAGAACCAGAGAGUAGGGACGAGCAGGCAGUGCUGAGGCGUGGCUUGAGGCUCAUUUUUGGACUUUACUCCACCUCCACCCCACAUCUUCUCAAUCCCACAAAACCUUCCCUAAAGGCCUCUGCCUGCAAGGACACCUGAACACCAGAAACGGUCAUAGUCAAAGGGCCCGAGGAGAGGGCUACAGGCACCUUCUGCGUCUCACCCUCUGGAAAGAGCUCAGCCCCUUAAGGACUGCCCCCUCCCUCCACACCUAGGAGCUCAGGACCCCAUCCCUCCCAGGCCUGAGGUCCCUCUCUCUGCUGGCCUGUCCCUUACUUCAUCUUGUCCCUGCUGGUCCCCUUGUUUCACUGGGAUGGAGGUGUCAGAGUAGGGAAGGGGCACCAUCUCAUUCAAGCGGCUUUGUUUUCCUUUCUGUGACACAAUCUACCUCAGCCAGUCUCUCUUCCCUGCCAGAACUGGACACCCUGGGUCCCUGCCUCCUACUGCCCAUUCCCUGUCUUCCCCCCCUAGCCUGGCUGCUCAGCCCUUCCCAGAAUCCCUACAGCGUCCUUGCAGUGAGAGAAGGUUCACAGCCCAGAGGGGCCCUUAGUGUCUCUUAAGCCACCUACCCUCCACAUCCACUAUAAAGAAGAAAUGGAGGCACAGAGAGGGCCAGGGACUUGCCCAAGAUCACACAGGAAGUCGUGGCAGAGUUACGCUUUUCCUGGGGAUGAGAGGUAGUUGGGUCCAUCUUCAUUUUGCCAGGGAGAGAAGAGAACAGGAUGCUCUAGGUACCAAAUAUGUCAGGCCCUGCCAUGCUGUCAGUAUCUCAACCCCUAGGAGACCAUGUCCCCAUUCCCAGGGCAGAAAAAACUGGGCAGUCUCCCAGUUUUUUGGAGCUGAUGCCCCGGGCUGCUGACUGCGCUCCCCAAACCUCUCCAGGCAGCACACACCCCUCAUCAUACCCCCAUGCACUGAUGUUCCACGUGCCUUGUAACUAUCACCUGGUUGGACAGCACAGACCUCUACCCCUCCCCAGCAGGGGGCUCCCCAACAAGGAAGCCUUUCUUGGUCCUCUCCUUUCAUCUGCCUUAUCCUCGUAUCUCCCCCAAAUCUGCCUUACCCCAAGCCAGUUCCCUGCUACACCUGUGUCCUGCAGAGGUGUGUCACCCAUGAGAGUUGAAGAAAGCAGAGGGCAGGGAGGGCAAGGCCUGGUCCAGGUCUCAGGGUCAGGGCCAACAGGGCUAGGAGUAUCCAGGGAGGGAAGGUCUUGCCUGGCAGCCCCAGUGCCCUCCUAAGGGCUAAAGUCCCACAGGUCCCUUGGAGAUCACCUGGGCUGGGAAUUCACUGAAACCUCAGGCAGUGGGGAGAAGGUAUCUGAGUGCAUGGGUUGCAAAUUCAAAUGCCUCCAGUUAAUGAAAAUAAGAGUGGUAGAGGUGCUAGAAAAUAAAGUGGUGGGGACUCUGACAAACUGGAGAGUACGUGCCCUGCCUAUAGCCACUAAAGUUCAAAUUUUUGAAAAAUCCAGUGCGGGCCAAACUAAACACUCAUAUUUGACCGUGGGCCACCAGUUUGAAACCUCUGGUUCAAAAUGUUAAUAAGGUUCUGGAAAACCUUGAAGAGUCUGGAAACUCCUUUGAGACUUUUCUAGUCCAACCCUAAACCCCCAUGGCCUGGCCACCUGAGAACUGGCCCCACGCCCUCUCGACUGAAAAGACCAGGGAGGUCUGGGCAUCCACGAGGUCCCUGGCUUGGCAACCAUCAUCCGAUAAGGGCUGCAGGCCCCUCCAGUGACUGACAGGGUCAGCGUAAGGACUGGGGUCUUCUCCAGUUUGGGGGCCCCCAGGUAGGAGGAACCUGCACUGGGUCGGGGGAGAGUUCAGGUACAGGCAGAGGACUGAAAGCCAGGACCCAACUGCCCCAUCCUGUGCUGGGCCAUGCCACCCUUUGGCAUCCUGAGGAUGGCUCCCUCCCAGUUAUGGCCCACAGGGGGAGAAGCUAUCAAUUUCUGUACUUCCGUUCUUUGUAAUGUCUCAGUGAAAGAGAUGGCGUGAGUGCCAAGCCACGUGGGCAGAAGUGGGGAUGGGGUCUGCGGUCCCCCUUCCCAACCAGAGGGUCUUCUGAGACCCUGGGGCUGGGGAAAAAGACUCUCAAGUGCCCUUCUGGUUGGGGAGGGGCUAGGACAUUCCCGGGUUCUUGGUUGCUGCAGGUAGAGGCGAGGGGAGGAACAGCAGGAAAUUGUGGAAGUGGGAGAGGAAGGCCUGAUCUAGGGAUGGCCUGGUUCCUGGAAGCAGAAAACUCCCCGGUAUGUGUCUGUGUGGGGUGUGGACCUGCUGUGCCAGGCCUCCUCUACCCUUCCCUUCUCCCAGCAAGAAGGGGGCUGCCUUCUCCCUAGCAAUCCUGGCCUUUAUUCUAUGCACAAUCAUCGUUAAGGGCACCCCCAGGCCAGGCUGAAGGGGGGGUGGGCCCUGGGGCACCUGCAGUAAUCCCAGAGUGGAGGGUAGCUUGAGGCAAAGGGGGUGAGAAAGGCACUAGGUAGAAAAAUGAUAUUCUUCCAUCUCCCUCUCACCCAAAUCCCGGACUCCAAACCAGGCCUGUCUCCAUUUGUUUGGCUAAACAAGCCCACUUGGAGGGACCCCAUCUGAACAGCCCCCCAAACCCACUGUCUUUUGUGAACCAGUCAUAAACUAGCUGGAAGGGACCUGAAUGAUUCCCAGAUUCCCCCUUAUUAUCUUCACCCCUGAGGAUCCUAUAGUUUGGGAGAUUUUUCUCCCAAACUAGCCUCACUUCUUGAAGGAUAAUUAAUUUUCCCACAUUAAAUUAACUCAGACUGAGCUUCUGAUUGCAGAGAAAUGCUUCCAAGGCCUUGAGUUAGCUUCUAGGGCUUAAAGGUGGGGGGAAUAUCUGUAUCCUGUUGGCAUUUAAUACAUAAUUCUCAAGAGCACCUGUGGGCCCCAUUCUUGCCUCUGGGACCCCAAGUUAGGGAUCAGCGGCUUAAUCAUCCAGCGUCUGUUGAAUCAUCCUUCCCCUUCUGAAGGGGAAGGCCCAGAAGGGGUGGCCAGCAGAAGGCCACACAGUGAGUUGGGAGGGUGGGAUCAGAGCCCAGGUUCUUCGGGGUCCCACCAGAACACCCCCAGCCCUGAUGCCCCCUCUUCCACUUUUCCUCCAACUCCAGGAACCACUAGCCAUGCCCGAGGGGCUAAUUUCCCUCCCUCAGCACAAUUCCGGGUGAUUCUCCCAUCCAGAUUCUGUCUUCCCUCCCUAGUCGACCCCCACCCCUGCCCAAUUGUGUCUCCAAUCCCGAUCCCACCUCCUGGUAUUUACUGCAUCUGUGCCAUCCUCAGUCCCGAGACCCCACUCACCCCUCUGCCCUUCCCCCAGGAGGGGGAGGGGACCCCAAGCUGGGACUUCUGUACUGAGACUCUUUUGUACGCCACAAACUUUUUGUAUAUUUUUAAUUUUGCUGCAACAUGAGAUAUUAAAAGUCAUUUCAGUACGUGCUGUUUGCGUCUUAUUGUUUUGGCUAUUCUGCGCCAGAGAAAGAAGAUGAGGAAGGAGGGUGCGGGGAGAAAGGAUACCCUCUGCCACAACCCCUGCGGCUCCUGUGGCUCCCUUAAGAGACACAGGCAUUUGGCUGGAAGAGGACAGCAGCCUACAAAGCUCCCUGUUGAUUGGACAGAACCUCAAUCACUCAACCAGAAUGAUGGGUGGGGCCAAAAAUUUAGGGAUUUCCUCCAAACUCCUCGUUUUACAGGUAAGGGAAAAAAGGGACUGGGGACAGACUUUCUAGAGGUCAAAGAAUGAGUCAGUG
Messenger RNA from Delphinapterus leucas (beluga whale), 8251 nucleotides. RefSeq names its product XK related 7 (gene XKR7). Gene Ontology annotation, biological process: apoptotic process involved in development; phosphatidylserine exposure on apoptotic cell surface; engulfment of apoptotic cell. NCBI's taxonomy places the organism in Eukaryota, Metazoa, Chordata, Mammalia, Artiodactyla, Monodontidae. The record is from RefSeq and is a predicted model, not a curated record. Gene Ontology annotation, cellular component: plasma membrane.